UACACGACGCGAUACAUGAUUCGUGUAUUCAGGCUUAAAGGCGUUAUCGAGGGUCUUUUUAAAUCGGUUGGGUUAUAAGGGUAAUAACAUCGAGUCCAAGGCUAGCCGCUUUAGUAUUAUUUUCUCUGUUAACAGCGAAUCACGGUGUGAGAUAGAACAAUCCAGAAUGUCCUUAGACUUGUAUUACGCUCCUGGGUCGGCACCGUGCCGAGUGGUCCUGCUCGUAGCAGCAGCCCUCGACGUCCACUUUAAUCCCCAUAUCUUAAACUUAAGAAAUGGCGAACACCUCACACCAGAAUUUUUGAAGCUGAAUCCCCAACACACAGUGCCCACACUAGUCGACGGCGACUUCUCUCUAUGGGAGUCAAGAGCCAUCGGCAAAUACUUGGUGAACAAAUAUGGUGGAGAGAACAACGACUUGUAUCCUAGUGAUCCUAAAGCCAGGGCGAUCGUCGACCAGAGACUAGACUUCGACUUGGGAACGCUUUACCCAAGAUUUGGAAACUACAUCUAUCCUCAAAUCUUCGGUGGAGCGAAAGCCGAUGAAGCUCUACUGAAGAAGCUGGAAGAAGCUCUGCAGUUCCUCAACACAUUCCUCGAAGGUCAGAAGUACGCUGCGGGUGACAAACUGACCUUGGCAGACCUCAGUCUCGUGGCGACUGUGUCCACUAUAGACGCAGUUGACAUUAGCUUGAAGGAAUAUCCCAAUGUUGAAAAGUGGUUCGAGCUGGUGAAAGCGACUGCCCCAGGAUACCAGGAAGCAAAUGAAGCUGGCCUUAAAGCAUUCAGAGCUAUGGUAGCGCAGUUAAAAGCUAAAACUGAAUUGUAAGGGUAGCCUGUGUAGCAGCAUAAUACAAUCUUGUAUUUAGAGGUAUGAAAGUAAAACAGGAGCCGCAUUUACUAGCAGUAGUCAGUUAUAAAACUCGAUUUUUUGUAUGAAACUGUAGUAGAAUAAAAAUACAUAUUUAUACCUACUUAAA
Helicoverpa zea (corn earworm) is the source of this 980-nucleotide messenger RNA. RefSeq names its product glutathione S-transferase 1-like. Bases 167 to 829 code for a protein of 220 amino acids. Gene Ontology annotation, biological process: glutathione metabolic process. Gene Ontology annotation, molecular function: glutathione transferase activity. The transcript is spliced from 5 exons. The record is from RefSeq and is a predicted model, not a curated record. NCBI's taxonomy places the organism in Eukaryota, Metazoa, Arthropoda, Insecta, Lepidoptera, Noctuidae.